CACUUCAACUAAUAUUCCUUAACUUAGUAUACUCGCAAAUCUAAACUUGCCUAGUUAGUAAAAUUUCCAGAACCUCACAAAAACGUACUUAUGUGAGGAUAACUGUUCAGAUCGGUUCUCCUUUUAGCUAUCACAUCGGGUGAUCAAACCGUUUGUAAUUUAAAUUCCAAGUUUAAUCAAGUAAUGCACUGUCUAAAAGUGAUACUUGCGUUAAUCGCUUCACUGAUCGUGGGUGGAGCAGCCAAUUCGGACUACAAAAUCUUUUGUUAUUGGGAUGUCGGGUCCUUGCAUUACAAGAACAUUACACGUUUCUUUACUUGGGAUUUUGAUCCCGAGCUCUGCACACAUCUGAUCUACGGGUCGGCAUUUAGUGUGACUGAGGAGACUGGCGAGUUGGAACUGACAGAUAAAUAUGCCCUGGUGGAGAACGAAUUUUUGAGGGUUGGCAAAAAGUUCAAAAAGCAUGGAAACGUAGAAAAGCUAAUUUUCUCGGUGGGUGGCUUCAAUGAUAGGUCUGGCAAGUUCUCGAAAAUGGUCGGAGAUGUUCAUAGACGGGAUCGCUUCUUCACCUCAAUUAUUGAGUUUAUGUAUCAGUGGAGUUUUGAUGGUAUUCAAAUUGAUUGGGAAUUCCCCACGCAGCGCGGCGUACAACCAGAAGAUCGCCGGAAUUUCAUUAUGUUUUUAGAAGAGCUGAAGAUAAUUCUUGAGGAGCAUGAAUUCGUAUUGAUGACUGCCGUCUCCGGUCGCUUGGAUCAGCAGACUCUGGCAUUCUACGACAUUCCGAACAUUGUGAAGUAUUCGGAUUUUGUUGGCCUUGUGCUACACGAAAAUAGCGACCCCUACAGGUCCCAUCUUGGCUAUAACGCCCCACUUCCUGAUGUGAAAUUUGCCGUCGAGCAUUGGACGAAACAUGGACAAACGCCCUCAAAGCUAGUUGUCGUGGUACCCUUCUUUGUGAGGUCCUACACAAUGCAGCAAAAUAAUACAAUGGUGGGUGCUCCUAGCAAGGGUCCUGGUGAGCAAACUCAAUUCACGCGCCAACCAGGAUUCAUGACAUAUGGCGAAUGGUGCCUACGGUCUGGCAAAUGGAAGAAAAUGUUCGACUCGAGAGCUUCUGUACCAUACGCUUUCCGCAACAAUCAAUGGGUCAGCUACGAGGAUGCCAGCAGCAUUUAUGCCAAAAUGGCUGUGAUUCGAUCCCAUCGAUUGGCGGGAGCCAUGGCAUGGUCCGUGGAUGUUGAUGAUCACGGCGGCAAGUGUGGCGAGCGGUUUCCUUUGCUGCGUGUGAUUGUUGUAGCCAUUGGUGAUACCAAAACAUUGACCACAGAGAAACCCACCACAGAGGGCAUCGGUAUUUGUCCCCAGGAUGGUCUGUUCCGGCAUCCCUGGGAUUGUCAACAGUUCCACCAGUGUCGCGAUGGUCAACGCGUUGACUACGAAUGCGUCGAUGGAUACUAUUUCGAUCCGCAGGACGGCCAAUGCAAACUGGCCAAUUUGGUUAAAUGUGAAAAUAACUUUGUUACUUGGAAACCAGGGCAAAAGGGCUUCAAUGUCGAUAAUAUGCCAUUGAAUCUGAAGAUUGUUUCCAAUUAAUGAAUGAAAAGUAAUUCUCCCAUAAAUGUCACUUAAAGUUUGUCCAAUAAAUCAGUAAUUAGGGUACACUACA
Messenger RNA from Drosophila willistoni, 1666 nucleotides. RefSeq names its product probable chitinase 10. Bases 184 to 1593 code for a protein of 469 amino acids. The record is from RefSeq and is a predicted model, not a curated record. The transcript has 4 exons. Gene Ontology annotation, biological process: chitin catabolic process; carbohydrate metabolic process. Gene Ontology annotation, molecular function: chitinase activity; chitin binding. Lineage: Eukaryota; Metazoa; Arthropoda; Insecta; Diptera; Drosophilidae. Gene Ontology annotation, cellular component: extracellular region.